AUGAAGGUCGUUCUCUUUGUUAUUGUUCCAUUAUGGAUGGUUGUGUUGAUUGAUGCAAUACCUGUUACCGUUUUGGUUUCUCGUCCUUUGCAACACAUAGUGAAACCUACUGAUCGAAAUAGAGCCCGUCCUGAACAAUUCGGAAAAGCAUUCGAAGAUGAUAUACUCAUACCUGGACCAAAAUCAGACGCAAUGACUCGUGGUGUUGCUUAUAACAUAGCAAAUAAAUGGCCCAACGGAAUUGUUCCUUAUGAUUUAUCACGCAUUACAAAUACAAAUGAUCGUGACAUUGUAAGAAAUGCUAUGGAUUGGGUGGUAUACGAUACGGGUUCGCCAAUUGCUGACACUGACUCACGUAUGCCUUGUGUCUAUUUUCGACCACGUGAAACUGGAGACAAAACUUUUCUUACAAUUCAAUAUGGACAAGGAUGUAAUGCACACAUGGGUUAUUGGCCCAAUUAUGCAUUGACGAUGACUUUGCAAAAAGAUAAUGAGGCGAACUGUUUUCAUAGCGGAACUAUUCAACAUGAAUUGUUACAUGUACUCGGUCAGUAA
Rotaria sp. Silwood2 is the source of this 555-nucleotide messenger RNA. The record is from the annotation of a GenBank genome assembly. NCBI's taxonomy places the organism in Eukaryota, Metazoa, Rotifera, Eurotatoria, Philodinida, Philodinidae.